Messenger RNA from Acanthosepion pharaonis, 2964 nucleotides. The record is from the annotation of a GenBank genome assembly. Lineage: Eukaryota; Metazoa; Mollusca; Cephalopoda; Sepiida; Sepiidae.
UUGAAUAUCUCAUUAUGUCCUUUUAAUCUAUCUAUCUAUCUAUCUAUCUAUCUAUCUAUCUAUCUAUCUAUAAUUCUGUUUCUAUCUAUAUUUGUCCUCUCUUCAUAUCUAUCUAUCUCAUUUAUUUUGUUUAUCCUCUAUCUUUUUCCUCUAUUCAUAUCUAUCUAUCUAUCUAUCUAUCUAUCUAUCUAUCUAUCUAUCUAUCUAUCCUUUUCCUCUCCUCAUAUCUAUCUAUCUAUCUAUCUCCUUUCUCUCUUUCUCUCUUUCCCUUUCUUUCUUUUUUCUAAUUGCGCUUCUUUCUUUCUUUCUUUCUUUCUUUCUUUCUUUCUUUCUUCCUCCCUUUUCACAUUCAUUGAUUUAUCUUCCUUUCAUUUCGUCCUUUUGUUUUCAUUAUCUUUCUAUCUAUCUAUCUAUCUAUCUAUCUAUCUAUUAGCUAUUUCAGCCUGUUCAUUAUCAAUCCCAGUCUAUUCCCUGUUCAUUAUCUAUCUCAGUCUAUUCGUUAUCUAUCUAUGUAGCUAUGUAGCUAAGUCUAUUCAUUAUCUAUCUAUCUAUCUAUCUAUCUAUCUAUCUAUCUAUCUAUCUCACUCUCUUUGCUCUUUCUUUUCCUUUCCUUUCUACGUUUUGUUUUCAUUAUCUAUCUAUCUAUCUAUCUAUUGUCUGUUCAUUAUUUAUCUGUCUAUCUGUCCACCUCAGUUCUGUUCAUUAUCUAUCUAUCUAUCUAUCUAUCUAUCUAUCUAUCUGUCUAUCUCUUCAUAUCUCUCUUUGUAUGUCUCUAUCGAUAUCUGUUCAUAUCUUUGUCUCUAUCUGUAUAUGCUCAUAUAUUUAUUUCCAUCUAUCUAUCUAUCUAUCUAUCUAUCUAUCUAUCUAUCUAUCUAUCUAUCUCUUCAUAUCUCUCUUUGUAUGUCUCUAUCGAUAUCUGUUCAUAUAUUUGUCUCUAUCUGUAUAUGCAACAUAUAUUUAUUUAUUUCCAUCUAUCUAUCUAUCUAUCUAUCUAUCUAUCUAUCUAUCUAUCUGUCUAUCUCUUCAUAUCUCUCUUUGUAUGUCUCUAUCGAUAUCUGUUUCUUAUCUUUGUCUCUAUCUGUAUAUGCUCAUAUAUUUAUUUCCAUCUAUCUAUCUAUCUAUCUAUCUAUCUAUCUAUCUAUCUAUCUAUCAUCUAUCUCUUAUCUCUUUGUAUGUUUCUAUCGAUAUCUGUUCAUAUCUUUGUCUCUAUCUGUAUAUGCUCAUAUAUUUAUUUCCAUCUAUCUAUCAUAUCUAUCUAUCUAUCUAUCUAUCUAUCUCUUCAUAUCUCUAUAUGUCUCUAUAGAUAUUUCAUAUUCUUUGUCUCUAUCUGUAUAUGCUCAUAUAUUUUAUCCAUCUAUCUAUCUAUCUAUCUAUCUAUCUAUCUAUCUAUAUCUAUCUAUCUAUCUAAUCUAUUCUCUCUUUGAAUGUCUCUAUCGAUAUCUGUUCAUAUCUUUGUCUCUAUCUGUAUAUGCUCAUAUAUUUAUUUCCAUCUAUCUAUCUAUCUAUCUAUCUAUCUAUCUAUCUAUCUAUCUAUCUAUCUAUCUAUCUAUCUCUUCAUAUCUCUCUUUGUAUGUCUCUAUAGAUAUCUGUUCAUAUCUUUUUGUCUCUAUCUGUAUAUGCUCAUAUAUUUAUUUCCAUCUAUCUAUCUAUCUAUCUAUCUAUCUAUCUAUCUAUCUAUCUAUCUAUCUAUCUAUCUCUUCUAUCUCUUUUUAUCUAUCUAUCGAUAUCUGUUCAUAUCUUUGUCUCUAUCUGUAUGCUCAUAUAUUUAUUUCCAUCUAUCUAUCUAUCUAUCUAUAUUUAUCUCUUCAUAUCUCUUUGUAUGUCUCUAUCGAUAUCUGUUCAUAUGCUCUAUCUAUCUAUAUAUCUAUAUAUUUAUUUCCAUCUAUCUAUCUAUCUAUCUAUCUAUCAUCUAUCUAUCUGUCUAUCUAUCUAUCUCUCUUUGUAUGUCUAUAUAGAUAUCUAUUCAUAUCUUUGUCUCUAUCUGUAUAUGCUCAUAUCUAUUUCAUAUCUAUCUAUCUAUCUAUCUAUCUAUCUAUCUGUCUAUCUCUUCAUAUCUCUCUUUUAUAUGUCUCUAUAGAUAUCAUCUAUCUUUGUCUCUAUCUGUAUAUGCUCAUAUAUUUAUCUAUCUAUCUAUCUAUCUAUCUAUCUACAUCUAUCUAUCUAUCUCUUCUAUCUCUUUUUGUAUGUCUCUAUCGAUAUCUGUUCAUAUCUUUGUCUCUAUCUGUAUAUGCUCAUAUAUUUAUUUCCAUCUAUCUAUCUAUCUAUCUAUCUAUCUAUCUCUUCUCAUCUCUUUGUAUGUCUCUAUCGAUAUCUGUUCAUAUCUUUGUCUCUAUCUGUAUAUGCUCAUAUAUUUAUUUCCAUCUAUCUAUCUAUCUAUCUAUCUAUCUAUCUAUCUAUCUGUCUAUCUCUUCAUAUCUCUCUUUGUAUGUCUCUAUAGAUAUCUGUUCAUAUCUUUGUCUCUAUCUGUAUAUGCUCAUAUAUUUAUUUCCAUCCAUCCAUCUAUCAUCUAUCUAUCUAUCUAUCUAUCUAUCUAUCUAUCUAUCUCUUCAUAUCUCUCUAUCUAUAGAUAUCUGUUCAUAUCUUUGUCUCUAUCUGUAUAUCUCAUAUAUUUAUUUCCAUCUAUCUAUCUAUCUAUCUAUCAUCUAUCUAUCUAUCUAUCUAUCUGUCUAUCUUCAUAUCUCUCUUUGUAUGUCUCUAUCUAUAUCUGUUCAUAUCUUUGUCUCUAUCUGUAUAUGCUCAUAUAUUUAUUUCCAUCUAUCUAUCUAUCUAUCUAUCUAUCUAUCUAUCUAUCUAUCUGUCUAUCUAUCUCUUCAUAGUCUCUAUCGAUAUCUGUUCAUAUCUUUGUCUCUAUCUGUAUAUGCUCAUAUAUUUAUUUCCAUCUAUCUAUCUAUCUAUCUAUCUAUCUAUCUAUCUAUCAUCUAUCUAUUUGUCUAUCUCUUCAUAUCUAUUUAUAUGUCUAUAUAG